AUGUCGCUCACUGCACCACGCUCUUCGAAACAGCGGGCUAGCAUUGACGUCCCGGCGCCCGACACAUGUCCACUUGCUUCACUCGGUCCAGCCUCUCGGACCUCUGUUGUACCGAGACCCACGCCGGCGCUCUCAAACGCUGCGACGGCCUCCGGACAUCCCGGCGCUGGUCUGGAGAAUCCGGAACGUCGAGCCAGCUCGCCACCGGCACCGUCGAGCCUUCCUUCGCCCGCCGAAGCCCCCGAUUCUGCCUCCCCCGGCUUUGACCACCUCGACAAACUCAAUCUCACCUUCCCUCCACCGACCAAGCAGGCGCAACGGACAAUGCUCUACCUUAUCGGCGCCGCGGUUGCGAUCGCGCUGCUCCUUCACCGCAUUUGGGCCGUGCGGCAAGUGCGCUACCUGAGGGUUUCCGACUGCGAGCUCAAGUAUGCGCACCUGAUCAAGAAUCCGGAGAGGAUGACGUACCAGGAGGCGAACGAGAUCAUGCACGUGUCCCAGCUCUGGGACAUGCCGUGGUUGACGACGAUCUCACUGUCCUUCGCGCUCUUCAAGACGUACGCGAUCCCGACCAUCUCAAAGGUGUUGUGCAAGUCGCGCGAGCUUUCCGACCCCGCGAACGCUGCGAGACGCGCUGAAGACACGGCCGUUACAAUCACGGAGUUCCUGAGGGGUCUCGACACGGAGCGUGGUGCACAGGCUCUCGCCCGCAUGAACUACCUGCACUCUCGGUACGGCUCUUUAAUCACGAACGACGACAUGCUCUACACGCUGUCUCUGUUCAUCUUUGAACCCAUCGCAUUUGCGGAGAAGUAUGACUGGCGACCCAUGACACCCCUCGAGCAGGAGAGCCGCUAUGUGUUCUGGCGCGAGAUCGGGGCGCGGAUGGGCAUCAAGAACAUCCCGCCUACGCGCGAGGCGCUCUACCUCUGGAAGGAGGGGUAUGCGAAGGAGAACUACAAGUACUCCCCCGACAACCGGGCGGUGGGCGACGCGACGUUUGACGUGUUCCUGCGCGCGAUCCCGGGCCCGUUCAAGUCCUUUGCUCGCCAGGCCAGCAUCGCCCUUCUCGACGACCAAACGCGCGAGGCGUUCGGCUACGAGCGCAGCCCCGAGUGGAUCUACAAGUUCGUUCCCGCCCUCCUCAUAGCGCGAGGCUGGGUGGUGGGGUACUUCCUCCUGCCGCGCUUGAAGACGCCGAAACACAUCGAGACGGAGGAGAUCAAGAACGACAAGGGCGAAGUCACCGCGUUCCAGCGGCUCGGAUUCCUGUUCGAGCCGUGGUACGUCUCCCCCAACGUCGGGCCGCUGGGUGUGUUCGGGUACCAUUUCCCAGGCGUGCCGUGGCACCCCGAAGGAUAUGAGCCGAGCCGCCUCGGUCCUGAACGGUUGAGGGAGACGGGCGUCGAGGAGGUCAAGAAGAACGCGGCAGAGAUGAUUGCCAAGGCCAAGGUUUGCCCCUUCUUUGCGGCUACGACGCAGUAG
This is a messenger RNA of Trichosporon asahii var. asahii CBS 2479, 1485 nucleotides long. RefSeq lists its product as uncharacterized. Gene Ontology annotation, molecular function: oxidoreductase activity. Lineage: Eukaryota; Fungi; Basidiomycota; Tremellomycetes; Trichosporonales; Trichosporonaceae. The transcript is spliced from 2 exons. Bases 1 to 1485 code for a protein of 494 amino acids. The record is from RefSeq and is a predicted model, not a curated record.